Molecule: messenger RNA, 777 nt
Organism: Epithele typhae
Lineage: Eukaryota; Fungi; Basidiomycota; Agaricomycetes; Polyporales; Epitheliaceae
Product: alpha/beta-hydrolase
Exons: 6
Coding region: 1-777 (258 amino acids)
Molecular function (GO): hydrolase activity
Source: RefSeq, a predicted model, not a curated record
AUGUCGACGCCCCUCGCGAAACCCUGCAGCGACUGCUGCUUCCGCACCUUCCCCCACUCCGGCACCGCGCAGGGCGCCUUCGAGCCCAUCGCCGGUGUCCCGACCUACGUCUCCGCCCCUCCAGGCGACGGGCCCCACGCGAAGGUCAUCCUCUUCUUCUCGGACGUCUUUGGGGCGACAUACCUGGCCGCGCAGCUCGCGAUGGACUUCUGGGCCGCGCACGGCUUCCUCGUCCUCGGGAUCGACUACUUCCUCGGGGACUCGGUCGCGCGCUACGGAUGGCCGCGCGACGCCCCGGACAAGGAGAAGGAAGUGUGGGUGACGGCAAAGCGCCUGAGCGCGGCGCCGCUCGUCCCGCCGUGGCUGGCGGAGGUGCGCGUGCGGUAUGGUGCUCGAGUGCUGAACGCGGGCACAGGUUACUGCUUUGGAGCCCCCUAUGUCAUGGACUUGUUGGCAAGCGAUUGGGUAACCGCAGGUGCCUUUGCCCACCCCGCGUUCUUGGAUGAGGACCACUUCCGCAACGCGAAGAAACCCCUGCUCCUAUCCUGCCCUGAAGAGGACUUCACAUUCUCACUGGAGGCGCGUCGGCGCGCCGAAGACAUUCUUCUCGCCCGACCUGAGGAGCAUCGUGCAGCGUUCUUUAUCCAAGUGUUCAGCGGCGCACGUCACAGUUUUGCUACGCGCCCCGAUCCGGACCGCCGGACCGAACGAUGGGCGAAGGAGGAGAGCGCGCGCUCGAUUGUCGACUGGUUUAAUCACCACGCCAGUGAGACGUAA